CGAGAUUCGUGCAGAAACAAUCAUGAAAUAUAUUUUUGCAACUGUGCAAGUGUUGACCUUGAUUUGGUUGGUCGCCUUGGCAUUCCCGCAACGAGACUGGUCGAGCGACAUUUUCGAUGUCUUAAACAAUGUGUCGGAUGGAAACAACAACACUCAAGAAACAACAUCUAAUUGUCCGUGUAUCGCUACUGCAGAGUACAAUCCGGUGUGCGGCUCUGACAAUGUUACUUACUGGAACAUGGGAAGAUUUAAUUGUGCAAAGAACUGUAAUCCACAACUUGAAAUAAGAAUAACAAGAGCCUGCGAGCCAUACAGUCAACUAUCAGCAGUUUGAAUAUAACUUAUCAUCGCUUUUAUGCAUUGCUUUUAUAAAAAAAUAUAGCCUACAACAUAAUAUAGACAUACAUAUGCAAUAAAAACUUCAUGCUAAUACGGUCAAGAAGCUAAAUUUUGUGCUAACGUAUGUAUAUUAGCGCGCUUACAGUAUAAUUUUGACAUUUUUAUACAAUGUAUUAAGAGCUGAAAUAAAUUGUAUAUCGUAA
Messenger RNA from Pseudomyrmex gracilis, 542 nucleotides. RefSeq lists its product as uncharacterized. The coding region runs from base 23 to 334 and encodes 103 amino acids. NCBI's taxonomy places the organism in Eukaryota, Metazoa, Arthropoda, Insecta, Hymenoptera, Formicidae. The transcript has 4 exons. The record is from RefSeq and is a predicted model, not a curated record. Gene Ontology annotation, molecular function: serine-type endopeptidase inhibitor activity; protein binding.